Molecule: messenger RNA, 816 nt
Organism: Toxorhynchites rutilus septentrionalis
Lineage: Eukaryota; Metazoa; Arthropoda; Insecta; Diptera; Culicidae
Exons: 3
Coding region: 1-816 (271 amino acids)
Source: RefSeq, a predicted model, not a curated record
AUGGUUUAUCGGUUGAAGCCUGAGGAAGUUGACUUCGAAUUGCUCAAAAUCUCAAAUGUUGAUAAGAUGAAGGUUAGCAAUUCGACCAAAUAUUGUAACCAUACUGUUGCAGCAGCUAUGCAUAUAAUCGCGGAUCAGUCAGAGAAUGUUGAACUCAAAACGACUGCAGCUUUCCUGGAGGAUUUGUCAAGAUGGUAUGACCUAACAACGUCCAGAUCAACAGAUACAUUUCUGAAUCCGAGCAACAAAGUUAAAUAUGCAGCAGAUAUUGAUCAUCUUAAUAUGAUGAUUAAACUUGUAACCGGUUUGAAGGUCGGUCUCGAAGGCUACUGGAAGCCGUGGCAAUCAACCAUUGCAAUGGCUACAGCGGCUAUUUUGAGGCUCCAAAAUACUCUCAUAGAAGAGGGAUAUAGUGAAGUGUGCACAUCCGUUCUAACUCAAGACUGCCUCGAAAGCCUUUUUGGAGUAGUUAGGACAAAACAGCGACGCCCAACGCCAUUGCAGUUCAAAAACCAUUUACGUACUAUCGCCAUCUCGCAACAUAUGCAGCCAAUAAAAAAUUCAUCUUAUGAGAUGGAUGACCAAAAAUACCUCACAGGUUUCAUGGAGUAUUUAAAUACUCAAAAACCAGGUGAACGUUCACUUUCCAAUACUGCGAAUGGUUUUGACGAUGCUGACCAGCCCGAUGUUCCCGAUCUAUCAAAUAUGGAUAUAUCUGCUACCUGUGCGCCGCCGCCGCUGAUCCUUUUUCAUACGCUGCCGCGAUCGGAUAUUUUGGACCGGCGCACCGCCGAGUCAAUUUUGUCACGCCGAUGA